Molecule: messenger RNA, 1253 nt
Organism: Grus americana (Whooping crane)
Lineage: Eukaryota; Metazoa; Chordata; Aves; Gruiformes; Gruidae
Gene: PRR15L
Product: proline rich 15 like
Exons: 2
Coding region: 148-447 (99 amino acids)
Source: RefSeq, a predicted model, not a curated record
CUUGACGGCGAGCAAACGGGGCAGCGGCAGGUAGACAGCACCUGCCUGCGCACCCCGGCCGAAGCUGCCCCGGCACCCCCGGCACCCCCGGGACCCCCGGGCUGGGCGGCCGCAGCGGAGGCGUGGGAGGUGCAGGGGCCGGCGGCAAUGGCCGACAGCCACGGCUGGUGGAAGCUGACCUUCCUGCGGAAGCGUCGGUCGGCACCCACGGUGCUGUACGAGAGCCCCGACAGCCACGCUGCCGCCGGCGGCGAGAGCCAGGAGGGGUCGGGCGAGGAGGGGCCGCCCGGCUUCACCACCCGCCUGGAGAAGAUCGUGGACAAGAACAGCAAGGGCAAACACGUCAAGGUCUCCAACUCGGGACGCUUCAAGGAGAAGAAGAAAGUGCGGGCGACCCUGGCCGACAACCCCAACCUCUGCGCCGCCGGCGAGCGGGAGGAGAAAUGACCCAGCCGGUUGUCACCCUCCGACCGGCACCACCGGCUCAGCUCCAUCCCUGCCCGGGGACGCCGGACCGCGGGGCUUCAGGAGGAGGAAGGACUCGGAUUGGAGUUUGUUUAUUUAAGGGAGAAGGACGGACGGACCCUGUUUAAUCGCAGCCCCCCACCCUACCCUGGGCUCCUGGCACCCCUGGGGCAGAGGGAGAACCGGGGAGCGGAGCCAGGCGCAGCCCGUCCCUCCCAGCCCCCCGCGGGCACGGGGAGCCCCCCGAGGCUGACUGGUUCAUACUGGGAUGAGGACGUUUGUCCCAGCUCGGUCGCUUGCUGCGGACCACCGGAGCCCAUCGUUCACCCAGCUCUGCCCCGAUCCCCUCCCGCCCAUCACUCCCGCGGGGGCGAGACCGGGGGACUCCCCGCUCGUGUCCCAAGCCCGGGGGGCUGCGUGGCCGUGGGCAGAGCCACCGACGCCGCAUCCCUGCCAGCGGUCACCCCCAAACCAGGGGGCACGACGCUUCCCUGCCCUGAGGGAACAACCCCGUGGGCAAAGUCCCCCCCUGCCCUGAGCUGCCUCCGUGGGGACCGUGGCAGGCUCCGGGCUUCCCAGGAGGAGCCGCAUUCCCAUCCACAUCCCGGAAUCGCUCCCUGCUCCCGGAAGCGGAGAGCUGAGCGCGGAGCGCGGUGCCGGAGCCGACCCCGGGGCAGCUGCCACGGCCGAUCUCGCAGCCCCGGUGUUUGUUUGGGUUGUUGGAAGCCGAGCCUUUAGCCAGCUCUCACGACUGCUGAUAAUUAACUCUUGUUAAUAAAGCAGGUCUG